Abrus precatorius (Indian licorice) is the source of this 2325-nucleotide messenger RNA. RefSeq names its product subtilisin-like protease SBT1.6. Gene Ontology annotation, biological process: proteolysis. Gene Ontology annotation, molecular function: serine-type endopeptidase activity. The record is from RefSeq and is a predicted model, not a curated record. The transcript has a single exon. The coding region runs from base 1 to 2325 and encodes 774 amino acids. Lineage: Eukaryota; Viridiplantae; Streptophyta; Magnoliopsida; Fabales; Fabaceae.
AUGGCUAAAAUCAUGGUGAAUGCCACUCCUCCUCCCGCACUACCUUCCUGCAUCUUCUUAUUCAUUAUCUUUAGUUUGCUAUCGCAAAUCUUAGCGCAGGAUCAAGUUUCCAAAACAUUCAUUUUCAGAAUUGAUUCCGAAUCAAAGCCCUCUAUUUUCCCAACCCAUUAUCAUUGGUACACCGCCGAGUUCGCCGAGCCAACUCGCAUCCUCCAUCUGUACGACACCGUUUUCCACGGCUUCUCCGCGGUGUUAACACCACAACAAGUUGCAUCCCUUGGCCAGCACCCCUCCGUGCUCGCGGUCUUCGAGGACCGUCGCCGGGUACUACACACCACUCGCUCCCCGCAGUUUCUUGGCUUGAGAAACCAGCGUGGCCUGUGGUCCGAAUCCGAUUACGGCUCCGACGUGAUCAUCGGAAUCUUCGACACCGGAAUUUGGCCGGAGCGGCGGAGCUUCAGCGAUUCGAAUUUAGGCCCCAUUCCCAGACGCUGGAAAGGGGUGUGCGAGACGGGUGUGAAAUUCUCACAUAAAAAUUGUAACAGGAAGCUGAUUGGCGCGAGAUUCUUCUCCAAAGGUCACGAGGCAAGUGGCGCAUCCAUCAACGACACCGUCGAGUUCCACUCUCCUCGAGAUGCCGACGGCCACGGAACCCACACGGCGUCCACUGCCGCGGGUCGCUACGUUUUUGAAGCCAGCAUGGAGGGCUACGCUUCUGGAAUCGCGAAGGGUGUGGCUCCGAAAGCGCGACUGGCCAUGUACAAGGUGUGCUGGAAGAACUCCGGUUGCUUCGAUUCCGAUAUCCUCGCGGCAUUCGACGCCUCCGUAUCCGACGGUGUCGACGUCAUUUCGAUGUCAAUUGGCGGCGGAGACGGCAUCGCUUCCCCUUACUACCUGGACCCUAUUGCGAUCGGGUCUUACGGUGCAGUUUCAAGAGGAAUUUUUGUGUCUAGUUCGGGUGGAAAUGACGGGCCCAGUGGAAUGUCGGUGACUAACCUCUCUCCAUGGUUGACGACGGUGGGAGCGGGCACUAUCGAUCGUGAUUUCCCGGCGGAGGUGAUACUGGGCGACGGGCGUAGACUCUCCGGCGUGUCUCUUUACUCGGGAGCGCCGUUGAAGGAGAAAAUGUAUGAACUAAUCUACCCUGGAAAAUCUGGUGCUAUUACGGAUUCGCUGUGCAUGGAGAAUGCAUUGGACCCAAACAUGGUGAAGGGGAAGAUAGUGGUUUGCGAUCGAGGAAGUAGCCCUAGAGUUGCCAAGGGGCUGGUGGUGAAGAAAGCCGGUGGAGUGGGAAUGAUUCUGGCGAACGGCAUUUCCAACGGCGAAGGUCUAAUCGGCGACGCUCAUCUUCUCCCCACUUGUGCUCUCGGUGCUGACGAGGGGGAUGCCAUCAAAGCAUACAUCUCUUCCUCUUCGAAUCCAACAGCCACAAUUGAUUUCAAAGGCACUGUAAUUGGAAUUAAACCAGCACCAGUUGUGGCUUCUUUUUCGUCCAGGGGACCCAACGGGUUGAACCCGGAGAUACUCAAACCGGAUUUGAUUGCUCCGGGAGUCAACAUUCUGGCGGCUUGGACGGACGCGGUUGGUCCUUCGGGUUUGGAUUCGGACCCUCGAAGAACCGAAUUCAACAUUUUGUCGGGUACCUCAAUGGCUUGUCCUCACGUGAGUGGAGCAGCGGCAUUGUUGAAAUCUGCGCAUCCUGAUUGGAGCCCAGCGGCUAUAAGAUCGGCGAUGAUGACGACAGCGACGAUCGUUGACAACACGAACCGCCUCAUGACCGACGAAGCCACCGGCAAUGGUUCCACGCCCUAUGACUUUGGCGCUGGACAUCUCAACCUGGGUCGUGCCAUGGACCCUGGUUUGGUUUACGACAUGACCAGUGAUGAUUACGUUACCUUCCUUUGCGGUAUCGGUUAUGGGCCCAACUUGAUUCAGGUGAUUACGCGUUCGCCGCCCAACUGUCCCCCGAGGAAGCCAUUGCUGGAGAAUCUGAAUUACCCGUCGUUUGUUGUUCUGUUCCCGGUGUCGUCCAGAGGUUUGGCGAGGAAGACGUUCAUGAGGACGGUGACGAACGUGGGCCCGAGAAAUUCUGUUUAUAGAGUGAGAGUGGAGUCGCAGUUGCAGGGGGUGACGGUGACAGUUAGGCCGUCACGACUUGUGUUUUCGGAGGCAGUGAAAAAGCGGAGGUUCGUGGUGACGGUGACGGCGGACACCCGGAAUCUGGUGUUGGGUGAGUCCGGGGCGGCGUUCGGGUCGCUUUCUUGGACGGAUGGGAAGCACAUGGUUCGUAGCCCCAUAGUGGUUACUCAAACCCAACCACUAUAA